CAGAAAUUGUUGUCAUUGAUUGAAGUGAAGGAAUGGGUAGAUUGUUUAGGUUUUUUAGAUUUACGGUUUGGCUUUCGUUUCGUAAAUUGUCUGGAGCUCCAUAUGCCAUUAUUUUCAGGGAAGAAAAUGAUUGAAGCGCAGCGUUUGAUUAUCUGGUCAUCCUUUUUCCAUAUUGAUUUCUUUUUUUGUUCUUCAGUUGAUUGUUUCAGUUUCCAGUUGUUUAUGAUGAGUCGUCGACGGGGCGGUUGAGUAAUUCUAUUGUUAAAUGUUAUGUUGGCGAAUAUUGCUCUAUGAUCAGAUCCCAUUAAUGGAACAGUUCCAUGACCAUGAAUCGUUACUUCCCGACUUGCUAAUAUCAGAUCAAUGGUGCGGUUACUUCUCAGAUAGGUUGGAGCUCCGUCGCUUACCAGGAUUAGGUUGUUAUCUGAUAUUAAUUUCUUUAUUGUGUUUACAAUCAAUGAGUCGUCUUGAGUUCCUCUUCCUGGUGUUGACCAUAGUGAAUCACUUGAAUUAAAAUCUCCCAUUAUGAUGAAGCAAGUGUCUUUACGAUUCAGAAUAAUUUGUUGUAAAGUUGUUAGUAUUAGUAUUGCAUUUUUUAUAUUGUUUCUUUCAUGCAUCCAUGUUGGUCUCAGGUAUAAGGAUACGAUAAUGAUAGGUCUGUUUUUGAGUUUAAUCAUGGUAAGAUCCGGAGUUUGAUGAUGGAUUCUAGUCACUUUUAGAUCUGGAGAAAUAACUAACAUCGCGCCAUUGUUAAUAAACACGUUCGGUUUUAAUAUUGAUGGUACCAAAGCAGCAUUGUUGGGUUCAUUGAUGGAAACACAGAAAUUUCGACGACGGUUGACAAUGUUGACCAAUUUUUGUCGCGCAUUGUCGCGUCAAUGUGAUUGCCUGUGUCAGUGGUAAUCAAGAAUGUGUCAAUGACAUUGCUUCUUCUGAAGUUUUAGUUUACCUUUUAUUGGUUUUACAUGCAGCUCCUUCAGCUGAUGCUGUCACUCGACAAACAACCGUUUUAGAAACUAUGUUACCUUUAAUGACCAACAGUAAAUUGGUCAGAGAGUCAAUGGUUAAAGGAGGUGUUCUCUAUCUGUUGGAUAUUUUCUGUAAUUCAAGUGAUCAUAAGAUUCGUGAGAAAAGUGCUGAGCUUUUAGCUAAAAUGACCAUCGAUAAGUUGAAUGGACCAAAAAUACGUUUAAUUUUGUGCAAAUUUUUACCAGUUUCAUUUAUUGAAUCAAUGAAAGAGUCACCUCAAGAAGCGGUCAACCUGUUUGACCGAAAUCAGGAAAACCCUGAACUCAUAUGGGCUGAUGAAGCUCGGACCAAGGUAUCAUCAACAAUUCGUACAAUGUCUCAAAGUUUAUAUUCCAGUCAAUUAGAGAAUCCAGCCACUAAUUGGAAGCUUGAUGAUGAUUUUGAAAUUAAAAUACCCAUAGCUGCCGAUGAAAUGGUUGUUGCUGGCGUUUUCUUGCGGCUCUUUGUUCUUAAUCCCUCCUGGACACCUCAACGUCUCAAACAAUUUUUAACCGAACUUAUGGACACUGUACAAUCUCUUAUGUCAAAGUCACAGAUUGAUGAAACGAAACUUGAGCUUUCAACAAAAGCUCUUGUAAGCCUUUUGCAGGCUAGACCUCCACUUCUGGACAUGAUUCCACCAAUGGGUUAUAUUAAAGGAUUGAUUGAUCAACUUUCCAACAGCAAACACUCGUUGGUUCCACAUUCAGCUUUAUCUGUUCUUCACCAGUUAUCUUAUAAUAAACCUUGUGUUGAGUCAAUGAUUCAAUAUGAUUAUAUACUCUCCCAAAUGAUUAAAGCUAUAUCCAGUGAUACAACCUUAGCAGCCUUAGGAUGCCAAACAUUGAAUAACAUGUUCGUUGCCGAUGCUAAUGAUAAAUUGGUUCCUAUUGCUCUUCAAGUUAAACUGAUUGAUUUCUUAUUGAAACUGCUCGACUCCGGCCAAUCCACAUACGAUUCAAGCACGAAAGCAAUCAUAGUUCAACUAUUAAAAUCAAUGCUUCAAAGUCAGGCUUAUGGAGAGCAAGUCGGUAACAUUUUGGACAAAAAUUUUAGGCUUCAACGAUUAAGAUCAAGAUAAAUAUUAUGUUUGAACAUGAACGUACAUGAAUUAAGACAUGAACAAAAUCUGCUCAACCGGCUGAAAAUCGAGAAUAUAGAUAGUAUCGGUGUUCAAUGUUUGGCUGAGCUGAGUGACAUUGGAGAAGAAAGCUCACAUAUAAUUUCUCUACAAGGAAAACAAUCGAUUAAUUACAGUGGAGUACCAGAUAGUGUCAGUACCAGAUAAUGUCAGUAGAUUAUUCAAUAGCCCCUCAAACCCUUUGUUUACAUUCCCUAUAAGGAAAGUUUUAAUUGAAAUUAUAAAGAAAUUAUCAAAAAAGUUGAAUAUUUCUGAAAAUUCAACUCAACUAACGAUCCUCAGCACAAUGACAUUAAUUUGUUAGACUUUUCCAGCAACUAACUUUAAUUUUAUUAUUCAUUGUAAUUAAUUUUAAAAUUUAGCUCGAUUAAUAGACUUGCUGUGCAUAUAAGCUAUUUCCAGUUACUGACAGUAUCUGGU
Messenger RNA from Tetranychus urticae (two-spotted spider mite), 2569 nucleotides. RefSeq names its product dnaJ homolog subfamily C member 13. Gene Ontology annotation, biological process: endosome organization; regulation of early endosome to late endosome transport; receptor-mediated endocytosis. Gene Ontology annotation, cellular component: endosome membrane. The record is from RefSeq and is a predicted model, not a curated record. Lineage: Eukaryota; Metazoa; Arthropoda; Arachnida; Trombidiformes; Tetranychidae.